Messenger RNA from Paraphaeosphaeria sporulosa, 525 nucleotides. RefSeq lists its product as uncharacterized. Lineage: Eukaryota; Fungi; Ascomycota; Dothideomycetes; Pleosporales; Didymosphaeriaceae. The record is from RefSeq and is a predicted model, not a curated record. The transcript has 3 exons. The coding region runs from base 1 to 525 and encodes 174 amino acids.
AUGCUUACUACCUCCGUGGUCACGAUCGCACUCUCCACCAUGGGCCUCGCUCAGGCGGCGGUACCCGCGGGUUACAACAAAGUCUACUUGCAGAGCAUGGUUGACACCAAAUUUGUCGUGCAGGCAAAGGCAACGACAUCCGGAAGCACUGUUGUCGUCAACACCGUCAACAACAAAGCUGACCAGCACUGGCUCCUCACCUCCAACACCUCCAAGAUCUACCUCGCAAACAGCGACCCGCCAACUCUGUGCCUCGACGCCGGCGCCAAGACCGCCUGGAAAGACAUGGCCAAUGUCUACGUGAACACGUGCUCUGACACUGCGCCUGGGCAGAACUGGACCGUCAUGGCGGACGGCCGCAUCGCUGUGACGGGUUCGAGCCCCGCGGAGUGUCUGGAUCUGCAGUAUAUGCGUGCGACGGCGAAUAACCCUGUAGGGCUGUACCAGUGUGCUGGGCUGAAUAACUCGGGGGCGAAGGAUAAGGGGAUUAAUUGGCCGCAGAAGAAUGUUACUACGACGCCAUGA